AUGUCUCAAGCUCACCUCCACGCAUCAGAGCUGUUUAGCGUCAAGGGCCGAGUGGCGGUCAUCACGGGGGGAGGCAGUGGAUUGGGAAGCAUCAUGGCGCGUGCCCUCGCCGUCAACGGAGCUUCCAAGGUCUUCAUCUUGGGCCGCCGCGAAGAGGCCCUUCGAAACACUGCCUCCCAGGGUCCGGAGGGGAUCAUCAUCCCCGUCCAGUGCGAUGUGACUUCCAAAGAGUCGCUCGAUGCCGCAUACAAGUCCAUCGCCGAGAAGACCGACUACGUCGAGGUCCUGUUCGUCAACAGCGGGAUCAACGGCCCAUCGAUGGUGCCAGGCGCCCCCGGCCCCGAUGGCCCGCCCCCCUUAACAGAGGUGCGCGAGAAACUGUAUUCCAUCCCCAUGAGCGAGUUCAACAAAACCAUGGACGUGAACGUCACCGGAGCAUACUAUACCAUCCUGGCCUUCUUGCCACUGCUGGAAGCGGCAAACAAGCGACGCCCCGCUCCACAGCGGGGAGUCUUGACUCCUCCAACGGCCCAGGUGAUUAUUACGAGCUCCAUUGCGGCCUUCAACCGCCGACCCGCGCAUGGUAUUGCGUACAACGUCUCCAAGGCAGCGGUGGACUACCUGACCAAGGCCUGCUCGACGAUGAUGCUGCCGUACCACAUCCGCGUCAAUGGAAUUGCCCCCGGACUCUACUUUUCGGAGAUGUCCCAGAGCUACUUUGGGGGCGAUAGCACUGCUGGAAUCUCCGAGGGCGAGUUCCCAGCCGAAAUUAUCCCGUUAACUCGGUCGGGAGCGAGCAAGACUUUGCGGGGGUCGUCAUUUGGCUUGCGAGCGCUUCCGCGGGGUUCUUGA
Penicillium chermesinum is the source of this 852-nucleotide messenger RNA. Its product is annotated as SDR family NAD(P)-dependent oxidoreductase. The transcript has 2 exons. The record is from RefSeq and is a predicted model, not a curated record. Bases 1 to 852 code for a protein of 283 amino acids. Lineage: Eukaryota; Fungi; Ascomycota; Eurotiomycetes; Eurotiales; Aspergillaceae.